This is a messenger RNA of Cebus imitator (Panamanian white-faced capuchin), 15720 nucleotides long. It is a transcript of the gene HECTD4, whose product is annotated as HECT domain E3 ubiquitin protein ligase 4. The record is from RefSeq and is a predicted model, not a curated record. Lineage: Eukaryota; Metazoa; Chordata; Mammalia; Primates; Cebidae. The transcript is spliced from 75 exons. Bases 303 to 13505 code for a protein of 4400 amino acids. Gene Ontology annotation, molecular function: ubiquitin-protein transferase activity.
GGCAUGCCGGGAGCCCCGCCCCCAACAUGGCGUCUCACUGACAGUUGGCUGCCGAGCGGCAGAGGCGGAUCCUGCUCUUGAGGGCGGCGGCGGCUGCGGCGGCGGGGCCGGGGUCUCCCGGGCUGAGGUCUGGGGGAUGGCGGCUCGGACCGCCUAGGGCGGAGCUGCACGGGCGAGGCGGCGAGCGGGGCGCCGCUGGCGGGCGCGGAGGCCGCUGCCAUGGACUGGUGAUCGCGGCAGCUCCUGCUCUGUCUUCCCGGGCCGAGCGUCUGCUCAUCAGCGCCAGGACCUCAGCUGGGGCCAUGGGCUCCUCGGCGGCCGCGGCGGCGGCGGCGGCAGCGGCGGCCGCGGACUCGGCGCAGUGGCUCUCGGUGAAGGAGGAGACCAUAUUCCUGCACGACGGGCUGAUCCGGGUCACCGACCUGGCGGAGCUGCCCAGCGAGAUCCUCGGGGCCCCGGAGGCCGCCGACACCGACCUGGAGAUUUUAACCUUUGAGACCAAGAACCCGGCGGAAUUAGCAGAACGUUUGCGCUCCGUUUGUGGGAAUCAGAGCAAUGCCUAUGCCCGCCUGCUGGAAUACCGCCUGAAUGCCUUGCGAGGACUGUGGAAUGCCCAGCGCCAGCUAGCCUUGGAAGAACAGCAUGAAAGGGAAAGUUCAGGUGAUGAGGAAACUUUGGCCCUGCUCAAACGCCAGGGCUUAUUGCAGCAACCUGAGCAAGCACCUUUUACAUCAAGGAUGGGGCUCCUGCUGGUCUUCCCCCUUAUUCAGUCCCAGAGUAGAACAGACCCCUCUCUCUGUAACAUAACUGCUGAGGUGCUAUUGAACUGCCUUCGUGACUGCCAGCCUUUGAGCUUGACCAAGGAGCCUGCUGACUGUCUCAAUGGAAUUGAAACUUUGCUGUGCUCUUGGCUAGAGGAGACUUCUGACACAGGCCGACACAUCCCACAUAAGCAAAAAGAAAAUGCUGCUGCUGCCCUGGUGGCUUUGGCUUGUGCCAGGGGAUCAUUGAAAACUUUUGUCCAUACAGUCCAUCUAUUACAGAAACAGACUGAUCUAGGGUUCCUACCUGUAGCUGAUGUGCUAUAUAGGCUAUUGCUUUUGGAAGGGGGGCCUGGAUCUCCCUCCUGUUUGCUGGGGGGCAAACACAUAGUAUCAUGGGGUUAUGAAGACAUGUUGCCUGCACCAGAUAGCAACACUGGCUCCAGUUCUGAAAAUAAAGAUGCUGACUUGGGACGCUGUCUCACGGCAGACGGUCUUUACCUGUAUACUACUAACUCAGUUGGAAGAGGAGUAAGCAAAUUGGGGUCUGGAUUACAUGGUACUCUCAGAGGUUUUGUGUACUGCCGAAAUGAGGAGUUGGAACCAGGAUGGGUGGCUUUUGGCAGUGGCAGUCUUCUCCACCGGCCUGUCUCUUUCGAUAAUAAACCUCAUUCCCUUUUCCAGGUCAUUGACCAGAACACCCUUCAGGUGUGCCAGGUGGUGCCAAUGCCAGCCAAUCACCUCCCCAUUGGCAGCACCAUGAGCACAGUGCACCUGUCUUCAGAUGGCACUUACUUCUAUUGGAUCUGGUCUCCUGCCAGCCUGAAUGAGAAAACACCGAAAGGACAUUCUGUCUUCAUGGACAUUUUUGAACUUGUGGUUGAAAAUGGUGUAUUUGUAGCCAACCCGCUUCAGGAACGCACAAUACUAAUGAGAAAAGAGGGCGAGUCUGCAAAAAGCAUUAAUGAGAUGCUUCUAAGUAGACUUUCUCGGUACAGAGCCUCCCCGUCAGCAACGCUGGCUGCCCUGACUGGUUCCACCAUAUCCAACACACUGAAAGAGGAUCAAGCAGCAAAUACUAGCUGUGGGCUGCCUCUGAAAAUGCUGCGGAAGACACCCAUAUAUACCUGUGGCACCUACUUGGUGAUGCUAGUGCCUCCUCCAGGGGGAUCAGGCAGCUCUGCCACCCGCUCUCUUUUUGGUGGAACAAGUGGUUUGUCAUCUUUAAAAAUCCUAGCCUCCAGCUUGGUGUAUAAUAUUUCGGAUGGUCAGUUUACAAGUCGUGCAGAUCUCAUAGAUGCUGCUGGAAGCUCAUUGGGGCGUGGUGCUCUCGUACCAGGAUUGGGUGCGUGUUAUGACACAGUGAACAACAUGCUAUGGACAUGCUCUAAUGACUAUAUCGAUCAGUGGUGUAACCCUGGGAAUCAAGCCUUCCAUUAUGUCUGCCAGAGACUUGGAGUCAGUCACAUUAUCACUGAGCCCAAAGAAGAGGCUAUAACCACGAAUGAGGUUAUAAACCAGUUAUUGCACCAUGUUGGUGCGAUGUGCAUACACCAACUCAAUCUUCUUGCUACCAACCCCAAUCUUCCAAUCACAAGUGUCUUGGGCAAGCAGCAUCCAAUUGAAGCACACCAUCUUAGCAGUAUUUGUGACAUUAUGGAGAAGGCCAUGGUUAAUGGAGAUACCUGUAUUAUACGCUGCAUUCUCGUUGUCUUUCAGGUGGUAUUUAAAUUUUUCUUCAGCCCACAAACUGAAAGGAAUCGAGACAUCAUUCGACGGUCGGGAUUGCUUCUUUGGCAGUUGUUGAUGGCACCAAAAGAUCAAAUUUGCCCUGAAAUUCAGAAGGAAGUCUGCCUUGCCAUCAGCUCUGGUUUAAAUAUCUUGUACCCAGGUGAAACUGAAAUCAAUAACUUACUUAAGCUGGUCUUAACAGAAGGUGAGAGAAACAGUGGACUCUCCCAGCUACGGGAUGUGAUCCUAACCAAUCUGGCUGAACAGCUCCAAAACAACCGAUUUGGCAGCGAUGAGGAUGAUCAUUACAGACUAAAUGAUGAACUUUUACACUACAUUCUGAAGAUUGUUGUACGAGAAUCCUGUAUCUUAAUCACCAAGUGCCAAACUGUCUCUAAAGAUGAUUUUCAAAAGCUCCUUUCAACUGUGCCUGCUGCAUCCUCCUGCCUGCGCUAUCUGAUGGCAGUUCAGAAUCAUCUUCUCAGUAACACUAUUUUGAUUAAACCUGAUGAGAAUGAUGACAGUGACAGCUCCUUGCAGGGAGAGACAUUGAAGGUACAGGAGCUAAAAGUCAGUAUUUUGGCUCUUGCCACCCAAAUCCUGACUGGAUGUGAUGAAGUGUUGGAAAUGCUACAGCAGGUCACAACUGCCCUCAUAAAUAGUGACAUAGCAGACCGUGAGCAGAGGUUAAAAGGCUUGGAACAAGUUACUAAGGCUACUAUGCUUGGUCACCUUCUUCCAGUGUUACUGACCUCCCUGAUGCAUCCAAAUUUACAGACUCUGAUCAUGGCCGAUGCCCUGAUGCCUCAGCUAGUGCAGCUGGUACUCUAUACCAGCCAGACGGCUUUGCUGCUUAAAACGCAGUGUCCAGUUUUUGCUGAGGUGGGCUGUUCCCCAUGUGGUGCACCAGACCAGAAGUGUAGGCUGUUCCCUGAUGAGAGAAUGUUAGAAGAGAAGGAGGAGCCAGGAUUUCUCACUGGUUUAAAGAUUCCUGCCCCAUGGGCUGCUGGGAAGACUGUGGAAACAGUCCACCCUGUCAGAGACAACUAUAAAUUUAAAGAAACGGUCCAUAUCCCAGGAGCUCGCUGCCUGUACCUUAGAUUUGAUAGCAGAUGCUCUUCACAAUAUGACUAUGACAAAUUGGUGAUAUAUGCGGGGCCUAACACAAACAGUAGGAAGGUUGCUGAAUAUGGAGGCAACACACUGGGAUAUGGCAGCCGUAGUGUCUUAGGAACUGGCUGGCCGAAAGACUUGGUGAAGGUGGAAGGAGAUACAGUCACCUUCUCCUUUGAAAUGAGAAGUGGCCGUGAACACAACACUCCUGAUAAAGCCAUGUGGGGCUUUGCUUGCACAGUUCGCGCUCAGGAGUCUUCGGAGGAUGUCUCAGGAGGCUUGCCCUUUCUGGUAGACCUGGCUUUAGGUCUGUCUGUGUUAGCUUGUUCCAUGUUAAGAAUCCUGUACAAUGGACCAGAAAUUACCAAAGAAGAAGAAGCCUGUCAGGAUCUAUUGCGGUCCAAACUUUUACAAAGGUGCCAGUGGCAGGUGGAGGCCAAUGGCGUGAUCUCCCCUGCCCUUACUCCGAGCCCCUCUCCACUGCCUCUGACCAUAGAGGAAGACAGAGAAUUCACCUACCCCUCUGAUGUCCUCGUGCCUCCUGUUGGAAACUACUUUGAUCUGCCUCGGAUCAGGCUGCCUCCAGGAAUCAUGAUAAAGCUCAGGGAAAUUUCUGGGCGUGCUAGACCUCAAUUUAGACCAAGUAUAAAAGAAGUGAUUCAGCCAGACGUGAUGGAGGAAAUGGUGGUAUCUUGUGUUAUUAAGCACUUGAACUUAGUUGAUGCACUGCAGUCUCUAAUAAAUUUCCAAUAUCAAGAAGAACAUGCUGAAGAAUAUGAUUUAUUAUGUAAAAUUAUGGGAGAGACCUUUAAGAAGCUCAAUGCCAUGGAGAGACAGCUGCAGAGUGUUGCAGAACUAGAACAAAAAUGGCAAAGUGAAGUUGAUGAUGCCAUACAGGGGAAACUGGAGAACAACAUGCCUUUCUUUUAUGAUUACCAUUUUAAUGAGAACAAAAUGAAAGAACUAGAACUUUUGUGUUCAAUGAAGGAAGUCUCCUUUGAUGGAAAUGAUCUUGAAAACAUGGUCCUAUCACUCAGGGAGAAGUUCCUACAUGAAGUGAAUUCUCUUAUUCAGAAACCCUCACACCCACUGGCUAAAACAAAGACGUUAGUGAAGAGUUUAAUGAACCGAGCUGAGCUGUUGCUACAUGUCACCAUCGCAGCCCAGUCAGGCCUCACGAGAAGCAUCUCUGGGACUCCUGCUGAAACGCCAGCUUGUAAAUCAGCUUCUGAAACAAAAGUGAUAUCUCACGCUGUCAGGCAGCCUGUUUUUCUUCGCAGCAUGUCAGCUCCUUCUGACCUGGAAAUGAUUGGUAAUGAAGAUUUGGAAUUUACUAGAGCAAAUCAGAGGCGUCGCCACGUGACUAGCCACCGCAGCAGCUCCUUUACACUCCUGCAGUCACUAGCCAUCGAGGACAGCAGGGACAAGCCCACCUACAGCGUCCUUCUAGGGCAGCUAUUUGCCUUCAUCGGCACCAACCCUGACCAAGCUGUGUCCAGCAGCAGUUUUCUUUUGGCUGCACAGACAAGGUGGCGCCGGGGAAACACUCGCAAGCAGGCACUGGUGCACAUGCGGGAAUUGCUGACGGCUGCCGUGAGAGUCGGGGGAGUGACGCAUCUUGUGGGUCCGGUGACGAUGGUCCUUCAGGGAGGACCCAGAAUUGAAGAACUCACAUGUGGUGGGAUGGUCGAGCAGGUCCAGGAAGCCUUUGGCGAGACCAUGACCUCUGUUGUGUCUUUGUGUGCUCGUUACCCCAUCGCUUGUGCAAAUAGCAUUGGACUUUUAUGUACCAUACCUUACACGAGGAGUGAAGAGAAGUGCCUGGUACGCAGUGGCCUUGUGCAGCUCAUGGAUCGCCUGUGUAGCUUGAGCAGUCAGACCGAGUCCAGCUCCAGUGAGAAACAGACCAAGAAGCAGAAGGUGGCCACCAUGGCUUGGGCCGCCUUCCAGGUGCUUGCCAACCGCUGUGUUGAGUGGGAAAAAGAAGAAGGUGGCUCUACAGAGGCUGUGCACUCAGGUCUGGCCCGGCAGGUGUCCAGCCUUCUCACCAACCACCUUGCCCGAGCCACAGAGUGCUGUGGCAACCAGGCUGCUGGGAAUGACGCACUCCAGGAUGUCCUUAGUCUUCUCAAUGAUCUCUCAAGGAGCCACAUAGGUAAAGCCAUCCUGAGCCAGCCAGCUUGUGUGUCCAAACUUCUCUCCCUGCUGCUUGACCAACGCCCGUCUCCAAAGCUGGUCCUUAUUAUUCUCCAGCUGUGCCGGGCAGCGCUGCCCCUGAUGAGCGUAGAAGACUGUGGAAACGUGGAGCUCCCACCCUGGAGCUACUCUGUCCCAUCCUUAAACAGUGAGCAGGAGGAUCCCAGCGACCCAGCUUCCAAGAUCGCCUCCUUGCUCUUAGCAAAGCUGGCAGAUUACGUGGUUCCAGGAUGUCAGACAGUUCUUUCUCCAACCGCUUCCGAACCUGACACCACAUUGACAAAAACCAGUCCCAAGAAUUCCUUGAAAGGAGAUAAAGAUCCUGGAGAAGAGAGUGAAGCUGUGGAUGGCAAGCUCUCGAUAUUUAUCCACAAGCGGGAAGAUCAGUCAUCCCAUGAAGUCCUCCAACCAUUGCUAAGUAGUUCAGAAGGACGACCCUUCCGACUUGGUACUGGCGCCAACAUGGAGAAAGUUGUGAAGAUGGAUCGAGACAUGACCAAGGGUGGCUGUUGUGAAGUGAUUACAGAAGAGGCUACAGCUGCCCUGAGGAAAGCCACCAAGUGGGCACAGUCAGGCCUCAUCGUCAGCAUUGGGCCACCGGUAGAGUCCAUCAACCCAGAGACUGUGAUUGGACUAUCCACAGGCGACAAAAAGAAAACCGCCCAAACUUCAAUUUGCCGAGAGAGGAACUCCGAACUUGCGAGGACUGAUCCCGUGCGUCCCUUCAUCAGUGGGCACGUGGCAAACAGCAUGGCUGCAGAAGUGAUCGCCUUGCUACAUAGCUUGCUCAUGGCACCUGAAUCAAAUGCUGCUCAAAUAUGGACCACAACAGCAGAGAAGGUUCUGUCUCGGGCACUGAUGUACAUUCCACAAUUGGGGAAAUACGCAGAAAGCAUUCUGGAAAAUGGCAGCAGCAGUGGGAGGAAACUUGCCAAACUUCAGAGAAUUGCCCGCCAGGCUGUUGCCGCUCUGUGUGCACUUGGAGGCUUCAAAGAGACAAUCAAGAUAGGAUCUGAGGUUCAGGUUUUAGGUAGAGGAAUCUCAGGAAGCAUUGGAGUGGUGGCUUCUAUCAAUGAACAGGAAGGUAUAGCUACAGUCAGAUUCCCACCCAUAGACUGUAGAAAGACUUCGCAAGCAUCAGACACAUUGACUAUUCCAUUGUCUAGACUUUGUGUUCCAAGAUCAGAGGCAUUGCCUCUUCAUAAACUGUCCAUUACUGAGAAGGUAGUACAGGCAGUCCAGUCCAUGUUGCUUCCUCAGGAGGGAAGUCUCUCUAUUCACACCUCACUUCCUGCAACAGGAGAUGGGUCAGCUCCUGUGAUGGCAGUCGUUCGGCUCCUUGCUGAAAUAAGGACAAGAGCAUGCCUGGUCAUGGCCCAGCUUUUAGAAGACAGCUUAUUUUGUGAAGAAUUCAUACAACAAUGUCCAGCAGCUGUUGAAGUUCUUAACCUAGUAGCCCAGGAGUGCAGUGCUGGUGAGUACCCUUACCACCCUGUUUCAUUGAGUUUUCUCAGCACAUUUCCCAAAGAGAUUACUUGGAGCCCCUCCCGAGUGUUUCCGCCUGUUCGAGCCUGCAUGUUCUCGUCUCACCUUACCUCAGUCACCUUCCUGGCUGACCCUAGUGCUGGGGGAGGCCUGCCCCGGGGCACUUUUAUCUAUGCCACAUCACCACUGCCAGUUCAGGCCCCAUCUUUUUACUGGGAAAUUGAAAUUGUUUCCUAUGGAGAUACUGAUGAUGACACCGGGCCCAUAGUUUCCUUUGGCUUCACUACAGAAGCGGAGAAGCGAGAUGGGGCUUGGACUAAUCCAGUGGGGACUUGCCUUUUUCAUAACAACGGUCGAGCCGUGCACUACAAUGGCUCCAGUUUGUUACAGUGGAAGAGCGUUCGCUUAGACGUGACUCUCUCCCCUGGUGAUGUGGCAGGAAUUGGCUGGGAGAGAACCGAGGGGACGCCACCUCCUCCAGGACAGCCAGCCAAGGGCCGGGUGUACUUCACGUACUGUGGGCAGCGCCUCUCACCUCAUCUUGAAGACGUCUCUGGUGGCAUGUGGCCAGUGGUUCACAUUCAGAAAAAGAACACCAAAACCCGAGCUAACUUUGGCUCCCGGCCAUUUGCCUACGCAGAAGGGCAGGCUCACCGCAAUGCUGCCGACCUGUGCACUGACCUAGCAGAAGAGAUCAGUGCUAACUUUGAGGCCCUGCCUUUCGCCAUGGCAUCUGACAGUGACAAUGAUGCUGGCACCAGUAUUGCAUCAGACCCAGGCACUCAUGGGCCACCAUGUCGGAUUGCUGCCGUGGCCACCGCUCAGCAACAAUACGAUAGUGACACCUCCUGUCAUUAUAAAGUUGAGCUAAGCUAUGAGAAUUUCAUCACCUCUGGCCCAGACCCUCACCCGCCUCCCAUUGCAGAUGAUGAAAGCGAUGAUGAUGACGAUGAUGAUAUCCCGCAGGAGGACCACUACGCCCUGCUGGUGAAAGCUUGGGAGACCAAGGUUUUUCCUACUAUCCGAAGACGCUUCCGCAAUGAAGCAGAGCGGAAAUCAGGCCUGGAUCAGAUAAAGGGGGCCUUACAACUAGGUAUGGUGGAUAUUGCCCGGCAGACAGUUGAAUUUCUCUACGAAGAGAAUGGUGGCAUCCCAAGAGACCUUUAUCUUCCCACCAUUGAAGACAUUAAAGACGAAGCAAACAAGUUCACAAUUGAUAAAGUUCGAAAAGGUCUCACAGUAGUAACCCGAUCUCCAGACAGCAAUAAUGUAGCCAGUAGUGCUGUUGGAACUGCUCUGCCGAAAUUUGCCAUCCGAGGGAUGCUAAAAACCUUUGGGCUUCAUGGAGUCGUCUUAGAUGUUGAUUCAGUGAAUGAAUUGGUGCAGGUAGAAACGUACCUCCGCAGUGAAGGUGUGCUGGUGCGAUACUGGUAUCCUAUUGAUAUGUUGGAAAGGCCCCCAGCAGGCUACCGAAGGACUGCCACCAAUGGGCUGGUCACACUGGACAAUACCAACCUUCAAAUUCACAGGGAGCUGCUGCGCUGCGAGGCUGCGCUGGCCAGGCUGUACUGCCGCAUGGCCCUACUCAAUAUCUUCGCCCCCAAGUUGCCUCACUUGUUCACCCGCCUCUUCCACAUUCCUGCCAUCCGGGACAUUACCCUGGAGCACCUGCAGCUGCUGUCCAGUCAGCUCCUUGCACCUCCCCUCCCAGAUGGCACCAUUAGCUCCAGCUCAAUCCUCCUGGCGCAGUCUCUGCAGCAUUGCAUCCAUUCCCAGAACUGCUCCGCCACGGACCUCUUUUACCAGGGCAACUCCCAGACAGUGAGAGAGUGGCUCAAUGUGGCCAUCACCCGGACCCUGCACCAGGGCGAGGAGAGCCUUUUAGAGUUGACAAAACAGAUCUGCUCUUUCCUGCAGACAGCACCAGAGCAGUUCCCCUCUGAAGAGUUCCCAAUUUCCGAAUCCAAAGUCAACAUGGACGUGAAUUUUCCUGGGGCAGCUUUUGUUGUUGUGUCUUGUAAAGAAAGUCAAUCUGGAUUCCGCAAAGACUCCUCUUUAUACAAGGCACCAUGGGCACGGGUGCUCGUAUAUGGCCUUGGCCACAAAGUGAAGCGAAAUGGCCAGCUGAACCUUAUUGAGGCCGCCUGUUACCCACGGGACGCAUCCCCGGCCAACACUGGGCUCGCACCUCCCCCCACCGCCGACCAGUACCCCUCUGUGGUUCUUUCCACAGACAGAGUCCACAUCAAAUUGGGGGUGUCUCCACCUCCUGGAGCGGUCCUGGUGUUACAUUCCCUGCCCCUGGAGUUCCCACUGGCUAUGGCCUUUGCAGAGCAGCUGCUUUCCUGGAAAUCAGAGGACAGUGAAGGGAAAUCCGAAGAUGAGCCUGACACCAUUCCAACAUCUGUCCUCCUGCAGGUGGUGGAACUACUAGGAAACUUCCUGUGGACCACAGACAUGGCGGCCUGCGUAAAGGAGCUUGUUUUCCAUCUCCUGGCGGAGCUCCUGCGCACGGUGCAUGCCCUGGAACAGAGACGGCACCCUGCUGGCCUGUCCUCUUCCAUUGCUCUCCAGCUGAACCCCUGCCUGGCUAUGCUGAUGGCCUUGCAGUCAGAGCUCCACAAGCUAUACGAUGAGGAGACGCAGAACUGGGUCUCAGGCAGCACUUGUAGGGGCUCUGGAGGGGUGGUGGCUGGCGACCAGGGCAGAUUCUCUACAUAUUUUCAUGCACUUAUGGAAGGGUGCCUGGCGGUGGCCGAAGUGACCCUGCCUACUAACAUGAGUGUCACAGCCAGCGGGGUGACCUCAGCAACCGCCCCAAAUCUCAGCGACUCAUCCUCCUCCUCCUCGUCCUCCCCAGGACAGACCCCACAAAGUCCCAGCCUCCUCUCCAAGAGGAAGAAAGUCAAGAUGAAGCGGGAAAAGGCCUCCUCGUCAGGCAAGCGCCAGUCCUCCCGCACGGUGGACUCAGACCCCACUGUGCUCAGCAUCGGAGGCAGCAAGCCCGAGGACAUGCUGUGGUUCCACCGUGCACUCACCCUGCUCAUCAUCCUCCGCCACCUCACCAGGAAGGACCCACAGGGGCUGGGCGUGACAAGUGAUGCCAUCGCUGAUGCCUGCCAGGCCCUGGUGGGCCCCACUGCCCACAGCCGCUUGCUGGUGAUCUCCGGGAUCCCCACCCACCUGGAUGAGGGUGUGGUCAGAGGUGCCAUCCGCAAGGCCUGCAACGCCCAUGGCGGGGUCUUCAAAGAUGAGAUCUACAUCCCAUUGCAGGAAGAAGACCCCAAGAAGCCGAAAGACAAGGCCGAGGGCGGGGACGGGAAAGCCGAGCCUGAGAAGACACUGGCCUUCCCCAGCACAGACAGCAUGGAGGUCAGCACAUCCAGCAGCCUGACCCCCGCCAUGAGCAUCAGCGCCUCUGCCUCCACCAGCCAGGCCUCCAUCUGCAGCUCCCAGGGCAUCUCACAGACCAUCAGUGACCUCUCUGUGGAUCCGCUGCCCGCUGGCCUCGAGCUGCCCAUCCCUCCAGGCCUGUUGGAGCCCCACGUGGUGUCCAGCCAGGAGAGCCUAGACAUUUCCCUGUGCAGCACUGGCAGCCUGGGCAGCCUGGGCAGCCUGGGCGAGCCCCUGGACAAUGCAGAGACGGCCUCAGUGUCAGACAUGGGCUCCAUGUACACAGUCACUUCCCUGGACAACCAGCCCCUUGUGGCGCGCCCCAUCAAAGGCUUUGCAGUCGUGGAGAUAAGAUCCCGAGCCAAAGUUGAGAAAAUUCGAGCAAGUUUAUUUAACAAUAAUGAUUUGAUUGGUUUGUCAAGUUUGGAUGGUGAAGAUGAAUUGAUGGAAAUGUCAACGGAAGAGAUUCUAACCGUGUCUGUAGUAAAUCAGAGUCUCUUUGAUACUCAAGGGAGUCCAGGGUUAGAAGAUUAUUUCAAUGAUAAGUCAAUUAAAGGGGAGAAGCUGGUGCCGGGGGCCAGAGAGGUUCUGACGGAAAUAUUUAAGAGCUGUGCCCAUUCAGAGCAGACGCUGAGCCUGACACCAGCGAAGCCCAUCAGAGUCUCUGACAUUUAUCUUAGCAAAGAGCAGAUCAACUCCCAGACCCCAGGCAACCUCCUCCACCUCUUCUUCACCAAUGUCCGGCCUCCAAAAAAGGUGCUGGAGGAUCAGCUCACCCAGAUCCUGAGGAAGUAUGGCGUACCAAAGCCCAAGUUUGACAAGAGCAAGUACAGCAAGGCCGGAAAGGAGCAACACCCCGUGAAGGUGGUGAGCACCAAGCGACCCAUCACCAAACCGCCCGCCAAGGACAAGGCCGUGCUCAACAGUGUCAGCAGGACUGCCUUAAGUGAGAAGAAGCCAACUGUGAAGCCAAAGUCACCAGAAAAGAGCAAACCAGAUGAAAAGGACCCAGAAAAGUCACCUACCAAAAAACAAGAAGUCCCUGAGGAAAAAUACCUGACACUGGAAGGAUUUCACAAAUUUGUUAUUGACCGAGCCAAGCAAGACAUCCGCAGCGUCUGGAGGGCGAUCUUGUCCUGCGGUUAUGAUCUUCAUUUUGAGAGGUGCGCCUGCAUCGACGUCCGACAUGCACAGAAGGCCUCUAGAAAGUGGACCCUGGAGAUGGAUGUGGCGCUUGUGCAGUACAUCAACCAGCUAUGCCGCCACCUUGCCAUCACACCCGCACGGCUCCAUCCCCAUGAGGUGUACCUGGACCCCGCGGAUGCUGCUGAUCCCAGAGUGGCGUGUCUCCUGAAUGUGCCCAUUGAGAGCCUGCGCCUGCGCUUUGCCCUGCUGCAGUCCCUCAACACCACGCUGGAGACCUUCUUCCUGCCCCUGGUGGAGCUGCGCCAGACACCCAUGUACACCCACAGCAUCGCCGCCCUCCUGAAGGAGGCCAAAGGGCUGAUCUUCUACGACACAAAGGUGACAGUGAUGAAUCGAGUGCUGAACGCCACUGUGCAGCGGACAGCGGACCAUGCAGCGCCUGAGAUCACCUUGGACCCGCUGGAAAUUGUGGGAGGGGAAAUCAGAGCUUCUGAAAACUCCUACUUCUGCCAGGCUGCCCGGCAGCUGGCCUCGGUGCCAUCGUCUCAGCUCUGCGUCAAACUGGCCAGCGGCGGUGACCCCACAUAUGCCUUUAACAUCCGCUUCACUGGGGAGGAGGUCCACGGCACCAGCGGCUCUUUCCGGCACUUCCUGUGGCAGGUGUGUAAGGAGCUGCAGAGCUCCUCACUGUCGCUGCUGCUGCUAUGCCCCAGCUCAGCUGUCAAUAAGAACAAGGGCAAGUAUAUCCUGACCCCAAGCCCCAUCACCUAUGGGGAGGAGCAGCUGCUGCACUUCCUGGGGCAGCUGCUGGGGAUUGCGAUUCGGGCAGACGUCCCGCUGCCCCUGGACCUCCUGCCUUCCUUCUGGAAGACGCUGGUGGGUGAGCCUCUGGACCCUGAACAAGACCUGCAGGAAGCAGACAUCCUCACCUACAAUUACGUCAAGAAGUUUGAGAGUAUCAAUGACGAGACUGAGCUGGAGGCCCUGUGCGCCGAGAUUGCCUCCCAGCACCUGGCCACCGAGAGCCCUGACAGUCCCAACAAGCCCUGCUGCAGGUUCACCUACCUGACCAUGACGGGCGAGGAGGUGGAGCUGUGCAGCCGGGGCCGGCACAUCCUUGUGGCGUGGGAGAAUAAGGACAUCUACGCGUCAGCCAUCCGGAGCCUGCGGCUUCGGGAGCUGCAGAACGCAGAGUGCGUGACAGCUGUGCGGGCUGGCCUGGGCUCCAUCAUCCCCCUGCAGCUGCUAACCACGCUCAGCCCGCUGGAGAUGGAGCUGCGCACCUGCGGCCUCCCCUACAUCAACCUGGAGUUCCUCAAGGCCCACACCAUGUACCAGGUGGGGCUGAUGGAGACAGACCAACACAUCGAGUUCUUCUGGGGGGCCCUGGAGAUGUUCACUCAGGAGGAGCUGUGCAAGUUCAUCAAGUUCGCCUGCAACCAGGAGCGCAUCCCGUUCACCUGCCCCUGCAAAGAUGGGGGCCCCGACACCGCCCACGUGCCUCCAUACCCCAUGAAGAUCGCCCCCCCAGAUGGCACAGCAGGUUCCCCAGACUCUCGCUACAUCCGUGUGGAGACCUGCAUGUUCAUGAUCAAGCUUCCCCAGUACUCCUCUCUGGAAAUCAUGCUGGAGAAACUUCGUUGUGCCAUUCACUACCGCGAAGACCCCCUCAGUGGCUGACGGGAGGGAGCUCCAGAGUUAGGCUGUCACUGAGACACCCGCUCUGCUGGCUUGGGAAGCCCGCCACUGCAGCCCGUCCCUCCAGGGCCCUGCGUGAGGAGGUGGCAACAUUUUGCUUUUCCGAACUUUCGUCCACAUUCCAGGGCCUCCUGGAAGACUUAACCUUUUGUCUUUGUACGUUUUGUGAUGGGUUGGUUCUUUUGCUGCCUGUUUGUGGUCUAUUUGUAGGAUAGUUUAGUUCCCUGACAGUUUGUGUCUAAUUUGAUCUUCCUGGACAUUGUCCCGCGUGGCCACCAGAUUCUGAUGCCAUAAGGCCCCAGCUGGUUCCUCAUCACAGAACCACCCGGCAGGAAGCCAGGGGUGCAAUGGCCUCAGCCACACAGAGCAUCCGUGCUUUUAGCAGAACAUCUCCACAGAUAAGCCUGUGGCCAGCCCUGCCCCCCGGCCUCGAGCUGGAGUUACUCCCGAGGCAGCCCCGGCAGGCCUCCAUCCACCUAGAGGUGGCUGGGCCAGUUGCCCAAACACGUCAGACACACAGGGAGCUUUAUGUGUUCAUCUUACUGCUUUAGAACUUGCUCCCGAUCUUGGUUUUUCUGAGGAAAAGCCCACAGUGGUUCUCCCAUGCCCCUCCCACACACGCCCCCUAUCUGCCGUCUGUCUCUUCCGGGCCCUGCCUGGUCUGAUAGUUUUCAUCUGAGGCCUCCUCGGGAACAGGAGACGCAAGGGUUCAUCCCAACCUUAGUUCACAGAACCUGGCUGGGUGCAUUCCAGCUGCAGGGGGUGAGAAGACACCCAGAGGUGGGGGACAGUGCUCAGGUGGGGGCCUCCUCCAAGACUCUGGUUGAAGAGGAAAACACAUGAUUCAAGCCUACCCCACAAAAAAGGAGCACAAACCACUCAGAAAUGGCCCUUCCUUCCUGCAGUGACUCGGGAACAAGGGAAAGGGCCGCAUCUCCGUUUUCAAAAGUGUGGCCUGAGGUGCUCUGCUCAAUUCGGGGUCUGCUUUAGUGACCCAGACACUCAAGUCCAGAUGGAGACUCCAGUGGGGUCCUUCCGUCCCUCUGGCCAGCCCUGGCCAGCACCCCCAUCACCCCAUGUGUAUGUGUGUGCCAGGGCUGAGCUGCCCCCAGGCUCACCCACUGCCCCAGUGCAUCUGUGCCCCCAAUAGGUCUUUGUCCAAUGGUACUCUGUUCAUGAGCAGCACAGGCCAUCUUGUUGGACACUGUCACUUUGGACCUUGCCAGCUCUCACAGAAUCGCAUCGUUGUAUUUAUUGUAUAAUAUUGUGAAUAUUGGAAGUUCUGAAUGAGUGCUGUCUAGAAGGUUUUGGAGUGUGGAUGCUGGUCCAAGAAAGAUGUGCCCUGGCCUGCUGGAAAGAUUGUGAGUUCUAGAGAUAGAGCCGUUAGCAUCCAUUUCCUCCUUGUAACUAACUCUUAGGAAAUGCAUCAAGGACCAUUAUAGAAAGGAUCCCCUGACCUAAGGACGAGAUAGACCUAGGGUUAAUCGUGACAGCUGCAUCAGUUAUAUUUGAUGUAAGUCACCUCUGGAGGUGAGCACCCGCAAGCAGUCCCCCUGCUUUGAAAGAAGAUGGUCAGCCCGCUGCUCCCCCCAGCGGCCACAGCUCCCUUGAGUGUGGAGGUCACAUCCAGGAUGUAUUCCUGACAACAAGGAUCCUCUUACUUUCAUUUCUGCUUACAUGAAAGAGCCUUUGGAUUUAUUAGAAGUGGUUUUUUCCUCCCUGUACCUUUAAAUUCUUGGUUCCCUCCAGUCCUCAUCCCUUGAAUGGACUUGUCAGCUACCUCCCCAGGAGGGGUUCAGAAGCUUCUGUUGGCCAUCACUUGAGUAGAUGACAGCUGUGAGGUAUCUGCUGCUAACAUGGCUGCUUCUCCGAGAGCACAUUGAGGUCCAGACAGAUCCAAACCUUGGCCCUAAAAUAUGUGUGCUGUAAAGUUACUUGAUGUAUAUUUAUUAUAAUUAUUUAUGGUUGCAUUUAACAAACUUUUCAUUCAAUCUGAUGCUAUUUACACCAUGCUGUGUAAAAGAAGCUCACUAAAGGAAAAAGUCACACCAAUAAAUAACCUUCAUCUAAUUUUGAUUUACCUUAAGAGUUGUGUGAUCAUCUACUCUUGCUGAGCAAGUUUAAAGGCUGGCAUGCUUGGAUGGCUCUGAUAUUUAAGUGCUGCCAAGUGGCUAGGCAUUAAAGUGUUUCUAAUUAU